AUGCUUGGGAACUUGGUGGCAUGUGCUAUGAGCCAAGACGAUGCAAACAACGACACUGAUGAACCAAGAACAGUUUUUCUUGGGCAUGUCGUAGGCGAAAAAAGCUAUGUGCCGAGGCAGACCUUUUCUCUAUCAACUUCUUCAUUUCAAACUGUUAGAAAGGCAAUAGAAUCUUUGCCAGUCCAAGCCGUGCCCUCUUCGGCAUUUCAACAGCUCCAUCUCCAAAAAUUGGCUGAAUCUCAAGGCCAUCAACUGAACACUAGCUCAACAAGUGGCUCUUGGAUGUGGAACCCUACUCAACCGGCUCAAGAAGACGAUGAUUCAUGGGAAGUAAGAGCCUUCGCAGAAGACACAGGUAACAUCGACGGCACCACUUGGCCACCACGAUUUUACAAUUGCACCUUUUGUAGAAGGGAAUUCAAGUCAGCCCAAGCCCUAGGCGGCCAUAUGAAUGUCCACCGCCGUGACCGUGCUCGGCUCCACCAAACGCCGCCUGGUUUGAAUAAACCCACCACCUCUCCUUCCACCGCUUCUUCCAGUGUCCUUAACCCAGAUCAAAAAAUCGUCACUAAUGGUGGACUGUGCGUUCUUUACUCGUUACCUAACCAUAAUGGCGUCUUCAUUCCUACAAUGAUGACUACGUGUAUGGACUCUCCAUCCAAUCUUAUUUCUCUUUCAUCCCACUCUAGGACUAAGUUGAUGUUAGCAUCCUCUCCUGUAAAUCUUCCGGUGACGCCUCAAAGCUUCAGUUCCUCUCUCUGUCACUCUAGCAACACUGAACCAUCACCAUCUGUAACUAAUGAUAAUCAGCAGGACAAUAACAACAGGGAGAAGGAUUUCGCCAUUGAAGAGCUUGAUCUAGAGCUUCGUCUAGGGCUUAGGUCACCAGUCCAUUGAGUAUGACCUUGUUGUGCUUUCUGCGAGAAUGAGCGCCCGGUGUACUGUGUAAGAUACAGAUCAAUUGUUUCAUUCACUUGUGUGAGAUUUUUUUUUUUGGAUACAUGGGUUUAUUAUUUGAUGGGUGUGGUGAUUCAGAGAGCAUUAACUGAAGUUUAUUAACAAUUCA
Ilex paraguariensis (yerba mate) is the source of this 1066-nucleotide messenger RNA. The record is from the annotation of a GenBank genome assembly. Lineage: Eukaryota; Viridiplantae; Streptophyta; Magnoliopsida; Aquifoliales; Aquifoliaceae.